Messenger RNA from Rubroshorea leprosula, 4186 nucleotides. Lineage: Eukaryota; Viridiplantae; Streptophyta; Magnoliopsida; Malvales; Dipterocarpaceae. The record is from the annotation of a GenBank genome assembly.
CUCCAUGAAAGACUUUUUAAUCUCCUUCUUAGACUAAAAUUUUGAAAAAAAUGAGAGGAAGAGAUGGAGGCAGAGAGAGGAGCAAUGGUUUCGGAGCUAAGGGAAGAAGGACAGCAUGGAACUAGGAAAGAGUCUAUCAUAGGAGAGGGAUCCGACAAGAGCAAGAACUCGAGGCGGAAGCAACUCAUAGGAACAGACGGAGGAACCAAGACAUUUGGGGCUACGAUCGACGUAUAUACAACCAAGCCACUGUGUUCUUCUUCACAAACUUUCCUGACGAAUGGAGCUAUGAAAACAUGUGGCAAACUUUUCGAAGAUUUGGAAGAGUUUUGGCCAUUUAUAGCCCACCGAGGAGAACAAAGAGGGGGAGCAGGUUUGGAUUCGUCAGAUUCCUUGAGCCUGGAUACCGAAGGUCAAAGAGCAGGUGAAGCACACUUUAGAGUUCAAGGUGAAGGAGGAAGACUUAUCUUGGCUGGAAUGAUGCUACGUUGGGGUAGCUCGCUCAGUAGAGAUAAUCCCGACACUACAGGAAAAGUUCUUCAUGGAAGGCUAUUUCUCUUGCAAAGGGUUCCAGCCCAUGCGUGGAGACUAGAUUUCUUCGCCUCAAUUGGCGCAGUAUGGGGUAAAUUCAUCACUUUGGAUGACAGCACCAGUUUGAAGAAGAGAUUGGAUAUUGGACGACUUCUUAUCUCCACUAUAGCAAUGGAGUUCAUUUCGAAGGUCAUGAAUGUCAAGGUUAAUGGGGAGCCUUUCACUAUCAAAGUUAUGGAAGAAGAGGCCACAAAUGGCAUUUUUUCAAUGAAGUCCGAUCAUUUGUUUAACAUGAUGAGUGACUCUGAUAAUGAUGCUUCGGAAUCAUGGUCUGUGGAUAGCGAAUUUGAUAAUGAAAUAAUGGAGUCCGUCCAAGAAGGCGGUGGGGCUAAGGGGUUUCGGAGAUUGCUGGAUGGAAAGAUGGAAGAUGAUGACGUGGAAGAGGAUGACAUAGAGACAGACACGGAAUCAAGAGGUGAGUUGGCUCAUACCCGUUGGAAGAAAGAGCGGCAAACUGGAAAAGAAGAUCAGUUUUCGGUUGUGAAUGACGUCUCAAUUAAUGCUAAAGGUUACCAAGAAGAUUUUGCAGAUAGCGGGGAAAAGAGAAAUCAUUUUCAAAACCCCGGAAAUCUUGAUAUGACGCCAGCAGAUUGGGUAACAGUGCCUGAAACACAACCAAUCGGUCAAAAGAAACAACAUCGGAGGGAUGAGGAUGUUGGGCCUUACAAGCAUGCAAACCCAAUAGUUCAAGAUGGACGCGGGACCAAAAUAAAGGACCAAGAGAAGGAGAAUAGUAGCACCGGCUCGAGACUUCCCCAGAUGGCGCAGAAGGAGCCUAGCUUUUGGGAAGGCUUCAUGACAGAAUCAGGAACUGAAAAGGAGUGGAUGGGGCGAAAUCUCAAGAGGCUAAGCAAGUUGAGGAAGAAGAAAAGCAGAUCCUGUGUGUCGGUAUACAGACAAGGAAGAAAGGAAGAGCGGCGAAUCAAACCAGAAAAAGAGUUCAAGGAGUUAGUGAGAAGAACAUGGAGGUCAACAGAGAUCACAGGAUGGCACGAAUACUGUCUAAAAGAAAAACUAAAGGAAACAAAGAAUGUUCUGAAGGUCUGGAGUAGGAGCAUUUUGCCUGAGGUGGACUCCAACAUUCAAAAAUGCAAGGAGUCUAUUGCGACUAUGGACUUGAAAGCAGAAACAUCCGCGUUAUCGGCCGAGGAAAUCAAGGAAGAGGUGGCCAAUUAUUUCGAGAAGGUAUUCUCAGAAGACAGAUGGCAACGCCCUCACCUUGAUGGGAUUGCAUUUAAAAUGUUCUCUGAGGAUGAGAAUUCACUAUUGCUAGCUCCGUUCAGUGAAGAGGAGAUAAAGCAAGCGGUAUGGAGUUGCGACUGCUCCAAAGCACCAGGACUUGAUGGUUUUAAUUUUAGGUUCAUAAGAGAAAUGUGGGAGGAAAUCAAGGAUGAUAUGAUGGGCUAUGUGGAAGAUUUUUAUAAGCAUGGUAAACUGGUCAGAGGGAUAAACAGUUCAUUCAUCGUGUUGAUCCCCAAAGUGAUAAAUCCCCAAAAAAUAGAGGAAUUCCGUCCCAUAUCCUUGAUCGGGGUGAUGUACAAGGUGAUAGCAAAGCUCCUUGCUAAUAGACUCUGUGCAGUGGUGGACAAAAUAAUUGGAGAAAGCCAAAUGGCGUUUGUUGGAGGAAGACAAAUGGCGGACAGCAUUGUUAUUGCCAACGAAAUAAUUGAUGAAGUAAAGAGAAAGAAGAAAGCUAGUUUUGCAUUUAAAGUAGACUUCGAAAAAGCAUAUGACCAUGUGUGUUGGGAGUUUUUGCAAUACAUAAUGUCAAGAAUGGGUUUUAAAUCGAAGUGGAGAAGAUGGAUAGAUGAGUGCUUGAGAACAGUAGAGGUAUCUGUUUUGAUCAAUUGCAGCAAUACCAAACAAGUAAAAAUUAAUAAAGGCCUUAGACAAGGGGAUCCGCUAUCUCCUUAUUUAUUUUUGAUAGUAGCUGAAGGCCUUAAUGGAAUCAUCUCCUCAGCAGUUAACUGGGGACUUUUUGAGGGGAUCAGCGUUGGCAGCAAUGAAAUGAAAUGGUCACACAUUCAGUUCGCAGAUGAUACAAUCCUGUUUGGUAAAGCAGAGGAAGAGAAUAUAUGGGUAGCAAAGAGUAUCAUGAAAACCUUCGAGUUGGUGUCGGGAUUGAAGAUUAACUUCGGAAAAAGCCAGCUCAUGGGCAUAAGUGUUUCAGAUGAAUGGAAGACAAAGAUGGCUCACAUAUUGAAUUGUAAGCAAGGAGCCUUCCCUUGUAAGUUCUUAUCCCUUGGCGGAAGAAUCACACUUCUCAACUCCGUGCUAUCCAACAUUCCGGUGUACCUCAUGUCAGUGCACUUGCUCCCUAAAGGCGUGAUCCUCAGCCUUGACAAAAUUCGUAGGAACUUCCUAUGGGGGGGUGAGGAGGGGAAGAGAAAAACCAGUUGGGUUUGUUGGGAUACGGUAUGUAAAAGCAAAAUGGAGGAUGGGCUCGGAGUUAAAGAGUUGAGAAGCUUCAAUCUCGCAUUGUUGGGCAAGUGGUGGAGCAGAUUAGCAAGCGGGAAUGAUGGCCUUUUAUAUAGGAUCAUUGAAGGAAAAUAUGGGAGCAUGGAUGGCCAUUGGCUUGAGUGGGUUCAAGAGAAUAGCCAUAAGGGAUCUAGUUGGUGGAGGAACAUUUGCAAGCUAGACCACAUUGCGCAGAAUAAAAGGGGAUGGCUUAGUGACGGAUUCAAACUUAAAAUGGGAGAAGGGAACACUGGAAAGAAGAUAGAAUCUGUAAUAUGGACAAAUGGAGGGAUGGCAAAUGGGAAUGUACAAGAGCAGAAAGACCGAUGGGAGUGGAAGCAUGAUAAAGAUGGUGUGUAUGCAGUCAAAACAGCAUACAAUGUGCUCUCAAGCAAUAAUGGACAUGGGAAAGCAUGGAUUUACAAAAGGAUAUGGAGCAGAUUAGUCCCAACAAAGGUCAGUGCCUUCGCUUGGCAAGCCAUACAAGACAGAAUCCCCACUAAAAUCAACUUAUUCAGAAGGGGCAUUAUCACUGAUCCUAACCAAGUGCUAUGUGGAUUGUGUGGGGAAAGCUCAGAAGAUAGCAAUCACCUGUUUAUUCACUGCAGAAAUACUUGCCCGGUGUGGCAAAAAUGCUUGCAAUGGUGGGGGAUUUCAUCGGUUAUGCCUAAUACAUGCCAUGAAUCUUUUGAGCAACACCAUUCCUAUUUCAAAGAACCAUCAGUGAGAGCAGGGUGGGAUGUGGUCUGGCUAGCAUUCAUAUGGUCUAUAUGGAUGGCAAGCAAUGGAAAGAUUUUUAAGAACUCUGAGUAUGAAGUCAACAGAAUUUUUGAACUUGUUCAACUCAGAGCUUUCAACUGGAUCAAAGGUAAAACAAAUGGUUAUUCUUUUAACAUGUACGAGUGGAUGAUGGAGCCCGUGUUGUGCGUAAAAGCUAAACGGAAGAAGUAACCCGAACUUGCAAGGACGAAAUGUUUCUGCAGGUAUUUUUGUGACUGAACAGUUCUGAACCUCAGCUUGCAGCUGAAUGGUUCCGAUAGGGUCAGGAACAGAGCUGCUGGUUUUUGUCCAGCUAUUGUAAUUUGUUUAAGGGCAGGGGUACCCCUUGUACUCCAUGAAAUACAAAUCUUUUUGCUGU